Molecule: messenger RNA, 1812 nt
Organism: Danio aesculapii
Lineage: Eukaryota; Metazoa; Chordata; Actinopteri; Cypriniformes; Danionidae
Gene: lman2
Product: lectin, mannose-binding 2
Exons: 8
Coding region: 87-1091 (334 amino acids)
Biological process (GO): endoplasmic reticulum organization; endoplasmic reticulum to Golgi vesicle-mediated transport; Golgi organization
Cellular component (GO): endoplasmic reticulum-Golgi intermediate compartment; Golgi membrane; COPII-coated ER to Golgi transport vesicle
Molecular function (GO): D-mannose binding
Source: RefSeq, a predicted model, not a curated record
GGCACGGAGGAAGGAAGACGUUAAAAACGACACGAGAAAGAAGCCCUGCUCUAUGGCUUCACCCUCAACCAAGUGUUUCUUGUAAAAUGCCGGUGUGUCACAGAAUACUCUUACUUUUAUGGCUACUCCACUUUUCUUCCGUAUAUUCAGAUAUAACGGACGGGAAUGCGGAGCACUUAAAGCGGGAGCACUCGCUCAUUAAGCCAUAUCAGGGUGUUGGGUCGAGUCCUUCAAGUCAGUGGGACUUUUGGGGAAGUACUUUAGUAACCAGCCAGUAUGUGCGCCUUACUCCAGAUGAGAGGAGCAAACAAGGCUCCAUCUGGAAUACAGUGCCAUGCUAUUUGAAGGACUGGGAGAUGCAUGUGCAGUUUAAAAUUCAUGGAUCAGGAAAGAAGAAUCUCCAUGGGGACGGCUUUGCCAUGUGGUACACAAAGGAGAGACUACAUCCUGGCCCAGUCUUUGGAAACCAAGACCAUUUUGUAGGCCUGGCUAUUUUUGUGGAUACCUUCCGUAAUGAUCUCCAAGGAAUGGAUCGCUCCUUUCCCUACAUUUCUGCGAUGGUGAAUAAUGGAUCCCUGCCGUAUGAGCACGGGAAAGAUGGCCGCUCUACUGAAUUAGGAGGUUGCUCCGUUGAAGUCAGAAACAAAGAACAUGACACAUAUCUUGCUGUUAGAUACUCCAAAGGCAGACUCACGAUAAUGGUGGAUGUGGAUGAUCGCAAUGACUGGAAAGAGUGUGUUGAUAUCGGUGGCGUUCGCCUUCCUACUGGAUACUAUUUUGGUGCGUCUGCAGCCACAGGGGAUCUGUCCGAUAAUCAUGACAUCAUCUCCAUGAAGAUGUACCAGCUGAUGGUUGAACACAGUCUUGAGGAGGACAAUCAGGAUUGGACUAAGAUCGAGCCCAGCGUCAGUCUCCUCAAGUCGCCAAAAGAUAACAUUGAUGAUCCAACUGGAAAUUUUCGAAGCUCACCUCUCACCGGCUGGAAGGUCUUUCUACUCCUUCUUUGUGCCCUGUUGGGAAUUGUGGUUUGUGCAGUGGUUGGCGCCGUGGUCUUUCAGAAGCGCCAGGAGAGGAACAAGAGGUUUUACUAAACCACGGGAUUUCAAAGAACUCUGGAGUUUGUAGGUGAAAACUGCAUUAAUGUGAAUUUUGAACAGCUGUAAAAAUGUUGAUAUUAUUGAAGUGCUCGAGUGGAAGGAAAGCUGGUUUGAGUCUAAAGGUAGGAUUGGGGGCUUUGAAGAAUUUAGUUUUUUAAAUGUUAGUUUGUCUAAUUUGGGUCUGUGUAAUGGCAAAUUCCACAUCUUUAUUUUUGUACCCUUUAUAUAUCUGACUUGGUUCAAAUCAUGGCUCCAUUUCAGUUCUUGUUGAUUUUAUUUUUUUCAUUAUCUUUUAUCUAUGGUUUCUGGAGUGAUCGUUUUCAGCUUGCAUGAAUUGACUUAAGAGGAUUUUAAUGGACUUCACAAGAAACUGAUGAAAGGGUCCACUCAAGCUGAUUAAAUCAAUGUAAAUAUUUUAGCUUCUUUUCUAAAGUAACUGCCCUGGUCCUUUCUCUCUGCAGUGUAACCUUUGAGCCUGUUUUAACCAUGAGAGUUUAACAACAUUGAACCAAAAAAGAAGCUAACUGUUUUUAUUACUGCAAGAUAAUAAGAUUACUGCCUUGUUUUGUUUUUUUUUUUGUUCGCAUUUUUUCCGGCUCCAUACAAAGUAAAAGCAAUGCACUGAUUUACAGUUGUUUUGAAAGCUUACAUGAGCAAACGGGCAGUGACUGUAAAAUGACGCUUUUGGUGAGAAAAUAAAGCAGUUCGAAUAGUG